Messenger RNA from Syngnathus acus (greater pipefish), 541 nucleotides. It is a transcript of the gene mrpl33, whose product is annotated as mitochondrial ribosomal protein L33. The coding region runs from base 125 to 322 and encodes 65 amino acids. Lineage: Eukaryota; Metazoa; Chordata; Actinopteri; Syngnathiformes; Syngnathidae. Gene Ontology annotation, biological process: translation. Gene Ontology annotation, cellular component: mitochondrion; ribosome. The record is from RefSeq and is a predicted model, not a curated record. Gene Ontology annotation, molecular function: structural constituent of ribosome. The transcript has 4 exons.
AAAAACAACUUGCGCUUACCCGGAAGUAGAUGACUUGAAUGUGACUCCUACUAGCUAGCUUUCCCUCCUGCUACGAAUGAUGCCUUGAUAGUUCUUUUGUAUAUUUCAUUUUUUUCUGGAGAAAAUGUUUCUUACCUCCGUCAACUUGGCAAAGGCGAAAUCGAAGACCGUCCUGGUGCAGAUGAUGAGCGCUGCGGGGACGGGCUACUUCUUCAACACCAAGCGAAACCGUCUCAGGGACAAACUUGUGCUCCGCAAACAUGACCCAUUUGUGAACAAGCACGUCCUGUUCUUUGAGAAGAGGAAGAUCAGAUCGGUCUAAAAUGGACUUCAACACAGAUGAUGAACCUGCAAGGUUUAAAGAAACAAUUUGCCUUGUGGAUUCCAAAAGAAAAUGUCUGCUCUUCUGUGGUGUAAAAUAUUGAUUAUAAACAAGUCCUUCAUGUUUUAUUUUCUUCAUGUCAACCACAAGUUCUAUUCUAUAAUUACAUGAGUAAUUGCAUUGUCAGUCGGGUGUCACAACAUUAAAAGCUGUUUCAAU